Molecule: messenger RNA, 906 nt
Organism: Selaginella moellendorffii
Lineage: Eukaryota; Viridiplantae; Streptophyta; Lycopodiopsida; Selaginellales; Selaginellaceae
Product: translation initiation factor IF-2
Exons: 2
Coding region: 1-906 (301 amino acids)
Source: RefSeq, a predicted model, not a curated record
AUGGAUGGUGGCGCUCCUCUUGCUGCUCACGGUGGCGCUCCUCCUGCGGCUCACGGUGGCGCUCCUCCUGCUGCUAACGGUGGCGCUCCUCCUGCUGCUCACGGAGGCGCUCCUCCUGCUGCUCACGGAGGCGCUCCUCUUGCUGCUAACGGUGGCGCUCCUCCUGCUGCUCACGGUCCUGCUGCUGACGGUGGCGCUCCUCCUGCUGCUAACGGUGGCACUCCUCUUGCUGCUCACGGAGGCGCUCCUCCUGCUGCUCACGGUCCUGGCGCUCCUCCUGCUGCUGACGGUGGCGCACCUCCUGCUGCUCGGGACAUGCCCUCGCCGUCGUCGGCCACCGCCGAACAAGCUGGAUCCCCGAUGUCUACGUGGGACUGGGACGCGUCUUCAUCGUCGUCGGCCACCUCCGGGCAAGGUGGAUCCCCAAUGUCGUCGUGGGACUGGGACAUUUCUUCGUCGUCGUCCUCGGCCACCUCCGAGCAAGCUGGGCAAGCUGCUGGAUCACCAAUGUCGUCCUGGGACACGCCCUCGCCAUCGUCGGUCACAUCCGGGCAAGAUUCACAGAUGUCUUUGAGGGACGCGCCUCCGCCGUCGUGGGGAUCUCCUGUGUCGGAAACCGAUUCUUGGUCACCUGGCGUGGGCAACGGCGAACCGGGCGGUGGGAACGGACCCAGCAAUCGCGGAGCCGACGGUGUGGACGGACCCAACGGUGCUGGCGGGGCGGACGGACCAAACAACGGCGCGGGCGGCGGAAAUAGUAGCAACGGUGCGCGCAAUGGCAACGGUGGUGGCGGCAAUGGUGGGAAUGGUGGUGGCGGCAAUGGUAGGAAUGGUGGUGGCGGCGGACUCGGCGGGGGUGGUGGCGACAGCGCGCCUUACGUGGACCCGGAAUGGCUCAUCUACUGA